AUGACGACGUCGACAACGCUGCUCCGUGGUGUGGCGUGCACCUACGAGACGUUCCCGUCCUACCAUGUCCUGAGCUUGCUGGUGAACAACGAAGAUGGUAUCCCCAUCUUCCAGCCGACGUUAGUUGAAAACGAAGUCUACCGCUUUCUGCGAGCCUUGCAUAUCCUUCCAACCGUGCCGAAACAAGCAACGACGACGUCGAUCUCCCAAGCGCACCUUGUGGGGCAGUAUAUCAAUGACGGGGUUUCAACAGCGGGAAUGUCGAUGGACGUGAUGGCCUACUUUGGGAAGCAAGCGGCAGUGCAGCACCAGUUGACGUUGGAUGGAUGGUGGGCCAUGAACCUGUCGAAGCACAUUGACAAGGACGAGGAAGGAGUGUAUGUGGUGGUUCAAGGCUCAAAGGACGACGCGGGUGGAAUGCGGGUGGUACUGUUUGCGUGGUUGAAGGAAGAAUCGUUUGAACCGAUGUUUUUGCGAGAGCGGGCGACGUAUGUGCUGCGAUUUUUGACGACGUUGACGUCAAAUGUGGUGGGGUGUCUGACAGAACGAGACGUGGUCCAGGCCAAGCUGGCUUUGUGCGCUGGGGAAGCAGGCUGCGUUGGCUCGGCAAGCAAGAAGUAUUCCGUGUCGUUUUCCAUCCAAACAGCCAAAGUGGUAGAGGAAAAGGUGGAAUGCCGCGCCAAGUACACUGCUGGAUGGGGCGAAGCGUUUGAAACGGCCACAUUGAUCCCAAGCCAAGUAGAGGUGUCGUUGGUGGUGGUCAAGUCCGACCGCAGUAUUGCCACGAAGCACAACCAUCGGCAGAUGAAAUCACACGAAGACUUUGCCGCGUGGUUGAAGGAGCGCCUGAAUACCCAUGUUGUGACGUUGGACUGUCCAGUGCCGCGGAAUUGGAUGGCGAGCGCUUUGAAAGUGCACGGACUCUUCCCAGAAGAAGCCGUGAACGGCGUGACGCCGGGAAUGAUUGAAGACGCUGUCGUGGUGGAGGCGGAGGGCAAAGUCAUUUCCGAACUGACGAUGAUGCGAAAGCGAUGUGAAGAAAAUGCGGCCAUUGUGUUUCACGUCAAGCUCGAAGGAUCUGCGCAAGAAAUGGCGGCAAACGAAGCCUUGGAAAAAGACCUGGCGAUGUUGAAAGGCUGGUACUUGGCAUUGGGUCGCUGGCCCCCGGGAAACCUGCUCAACUAUGGAGAUCGAAUCCACGCGUACGUGAACACGGAAUAUGUGAAUGUUUUGAGCCAAAGUCAGGCGCCAAAGGACCUGUGGUGGAGUUCACGGUUGUGGAGUGUAUUUGUUGGACGGUCCCAGCGCUUGAGCUUCCCCUACCAAUCCGAUGAUGCCACGGCAGUUCAAACUUUGCAGAACGUGUUGGAACUUGCCACUCGAUGGCAUCGCGAUUGGUGCCGCAUGUUGCAUAUGGCUACGACCGACAUGGAAAUGUUUCGAUUCCUCGUCGCGCAGGAACGAGCUGAAAAAAUGAAAAAGAUGGACACGAACGCCCUGAUCAAGAACCACAAGAGCGAAAUCAUUCACGACGCUUUCAGAUCCAUGGUGGAAGACAAGAAUGGAAGCCAAAGCAGUCGGCUCGAGCUUGUGGUUUGCCGUUCCCACCAGGACAAGAUCUGGUAUGAGGAGCAAUGCGUGCAAGACAAGGCAGAACUUGUGCGGCUGUACGAGUGUACUGAGCACGCGCCGAAACCGAAGGGGUCCAUCACGCUACCAGUGCACUCGAAACUGGUGUUUGUGUGCCGCGUGGACGACAUGACGGUACUGGUGUACACCCGAGCGGGCACUGGCACGACGGAAACCCAUGUUGACGCGUAUAAAAAGUCGAACUUUUCCAAGCCAGUGCUCGUUCGAACAUUUCCCAAGGAAGCGCUGCAUUGCGACUUUGAUGCUGGCCAUCGUAUCCUGGUCAUUCUCCAUUCCAACACGGUGGUGGAUGUGUAUGCGUUCAACGAGUCGUACAAGGUGCUGGAGCGCGUGUCGUCGUUUAACUUGGCGCUGUUGCGGUUGGAGAGUCCGUACAGUUGUUUGAUUGCGUUUGGCGGCGACAACAACGGCGUGACUGUCGUGGAUCACCGUGGCUACAUGCAGUCGUACUUUAUCCGGUCGCGCCAAUUUUCCAAGUUGGUGGACCACCUCGUUGUCGUGAACAACACGAAAGUGGUCAAGGUGCAAGGCGGCGCGAUCGUGCUCUUGCUCACCGAGUUGAGCGGCGCUACCGAACACUUGUACCCCGUGCGCGUACAAACGCUUCUCACGGCGGACAACACGAUGCUGCCGGAGACCGUCGUAGAGCUGCCGACGGCGAUGAACUGGCCAGACUGCUCGGUGCAAUGUGUGGGGUCGACAUUGGUCUGCUUUGAUCCGCUGUCCACCAAAGUGCAAACGUGGGAAUUGGACAUUGUCACGGGCAAGACGGCGUGGCAAUUGCAAGGCUCCCAGUCGGCACGCGGGGGCGACAACCCCUUGGAAGCGCAUCCGUUGUGGUCGCUUUUUCACUUGUUUGAGAAGUUUCCUGUGCGCAGCCUCGUGUCGACUGCCUCGCCCGAGAGCCGACUGGUGUCGGGCAACUUGCACCUGUACGUGCCUGGUCUGGCCAACCACCCGGCGAUUUCGAACUUGCUGGUGUCUGUCAUGUUCAAACUUCGCGGUUUGAACAAGGACUUGUCGUCGCUCAAUCUGCCGAGAGACUUGCACUGUCAUGGCACGAGUGCGGUGCCGUGGAGCGGCAGCAGUGUCGUCGUGUCCAAGUGGGUGUUGGAGUUGCUGGGGUUCGUACCCGUUCAGAUCUGUCGCGCCCGGGAGAACCAGUUGGUCGUGCUCUCGAACGGCGAAGACGCCGACAACAUGCAGGCGGCGACCGCCACAGAAGCCCACGAAGUGGCCAAGUCGAUUUGGUUUGGACCGAUUUCGAGUGUGUUGCAGCGGUGGACGGGCCCCGUGGUCGUGUUGACGUCGAUGGGCAAGCAGUCGACGGGGAAGAGCUACUACCUCAACCACCUCACGGGCAGUUCGUUUGCCAUUUCCGGCGCCCGAUGCACCGACGGCGUGUGGCUGACGGCGCGACUGAUGGGCUCGUGCUUGCUGGUGGUGUUGGACUUUGAAGGGUUGGGGUCGUUUGAGCGGUCGGCGCAGGAAGACACGUUUUUGUCGGUGCUGAAUGCCGCCGUGUCGCGGCUGACUGUGUUUCGCAUCGAAAUGCGCUUCGACAAGGACAUUGACGCGAUGUUUUCCAAGUUCCAGCAAGGCGUGUCGUUGCUCAAGGGCGACCCGCGCUUGUUUCAAGGCAAGUUGUACUUGAACGCCAAGGACGUGAACCCGAACGACCAAAACACGGUCAUUUUCGAGUUUCAAUCGAAGCUGGAAGCAAUUUUGAACGAGAACCGCGCCGAGAACUUUGUCACGUCCAUGUAUGGCGGCAACGUUGAAAUCACGUGCUGCCCGCCCUUGGGCAACGUUGGGUACCACGAAGCGCUGCAAGAAGGCUUGGAGCUGCUGGUCAAGGCGCGCGAGUCGGUGUCGUACAGCAGUGGCCUCGACUUUUACGACUGCUUGACGAUGGUGUUGUCGAAGAUUAGUCUGCUGGAUUGGACGUGCAUGGAAGACAACUUAAAGGAACGGCUAGCGAUGGAAGUGCGGGGCCACGUCCGGUCGGCGCUCCGGUACGGCAAGCUGGCCCACUGCAGUCUGGUCGAUGGCGACGCCGCGUCGUACGUGGACAAGUGGCUGACGCUGCUCUCCGACGCGGACAUGCUGCAAGCGUUGCCGGCCGACGACGUGAUGGACUUUCGGUUGGACUUGAAUCUCAAGGCGGAGGAGUUGCUGGGCGAGGCCAAGGCGGUGAUGAUGCACUUCCUGAAGGACUUCCUCGAACACAUUGACAAGUCACGCAGCCCGUCCGUGGAAGGUCAAUUCGACUCGGUGUGGACGUUUUUGCUGUGGCGCCGGGAACGCCGGGUGCGUCUGUGGGUGGCCAGUUUGCCGUCGGUGGGGCGCGAAGAAAUGGACGACUUGGAUGUGUGUGCAGUGAAGCUCAAGCAGCUGCUUCGCCGAUGCCAGCACACGUGCACGGAGUGCAAAUUGGGCUGCUUUGAGUGCUUUUUGCACGACGCGAGUGUCCCCCACGACUGCGGGACCAGCCACAAGUGUGUGGGGCAAUGUUCACACUGCUCGUUGUUGGGCGACGCCGAAGCGUGCUCGUACGUGGCCGGCCAUGCCGGUCUGUGCAACUGCGGGCUGAAAGCGCACACGUGCCACGAAACGUGUGCAUUGGCGGGAGCGGCCAACUGCGACCAAAUGUGCAGCUUGGAAGUGGGCCAUUCACUGGCGCACUCGUGUGGCGUCAUAUUGCACUGCUGUGGACAGCCCUGUGGGGCCCCCAACUGCCGCGGCCAGUGCAUUUUGCCGUUUGAAAACGCCCACGACGUGCACCAGUGCGGCAUGAACCGAUGCCAACAGCGCUGCGUCAUGCCGGACUGCGGGAACACGUGCGCCGAUCCGGAUCAUUUCCAUGCAGACCACGAGAAGCACCUGUGCGGACAAGACCACCGAUGCACGUUUGACUGCACGGAGGAUGGCAUAUGCGAGAUUAAAGUGCACUUGGAGAAGGCCACGGAGACGUUUGCAGGCCAGCGCGGGACGUUUGACUUCUGUCGCCAGGAAAUGAAUGGCUCGAAGCGCAAGUGCAGCGAAAUGAUCGCCGCGUCCGCCACCUCCCACACGGACACUACUUCCCAUCGCUGCGACAGCGCCAUCCACUACUGCGACGUGCGGUGUCCGUGCUGCCAGUACUUCUGCGACAAGGCGUAUGGCCACUCGGAUCUGCACCACACGAGUCAUGGCAACAUGAAGGACACAUACUUUGUGUCGGAUACGGAGGCGGUGGACAUUCAAGACCGCAAGUACACGGCGGGUGAGCAAGGCGUGGCGGAGAUGUGUCCUUUCUUUUGCUCCAAGAUGGGCCGAGGCCACGUGCAUUUUAUGCCAUGUCUGCACAGCGCCAACUCGUGUGUGUACACCUCCACGGACGGUCGCCAGCACUGCACCCUCCAGUUGCAGCCGCAUCCCACGAAACCGAUGGAUGAAGUGUUGCACGAGACGUAUUGGAAGACGUUGGGCUGGGAAGACCCGGUGUCGAGCGCGGCGGAGAAGGCGGCGUUCAAGCUGUGCCCGUACAAGUGUGACGCGUCGGACCACACGGCGGACGCGCCGUCGUACUGCAUUUUGGACGCGUGGCACGACGUGAUGGACAAGCACGACCCGCGCGGCCAGCAGCCGGGCCACACGAUUGUCCAAGGCCAUUUGUUUGCAUGCAAGCACUUUUCAUCGCGUGGGUUGAGCCAUCACAUUUUCGUGUUGGACGCGUCGGGGUCGAUGAAUGGCUCGCCGUGGCAUACGCUGACGGACGCCGUGCACGGGUACUUGCAGGAACAAGUGCACAAGAAGGGCGUAGACUGCGGCGACAUUGUGUCGAUUAUCACAUUUAGCUCGCGCGGUGUGAUUGUGUUUGAAGGGCAGCCCAUGGCGAAUGUAGUGAACGCGCAAAUCCCAUUUCAAGGGCAAGGCACGGACUUUGACUCGGGGUUGCGAUGCGCCGUGGAGUUGCUGUCCCGCAACCACCACGACAAGUUCUCGCCGGUGCUGCUGUUUUUUUCCGACGGGUACCCGAACACGACCAACAGCGGCGUCUACUUGGCCGACCACAUUGUCAACACGUUUGAGCGCAACAACUUGAUGACGUACUUGGUCGGGUUUGGCAACAUGAACUUUGUGUGCUUGGAGCAGUUGGCCAUUCGACUCAAGGGCGCGUUCCACCGGGCGAUUUCCGACAUUGACCUGCUCGACACGUUCAAGGCCAUCUCGGUGUCUGUGCAUUUGCGGUCGGGGCUGGUCGCCAACACUGCAUAGCGAUCAUCUCCCCCUCCGACAUCGUACUAGUAUGUUGAUUAAUUUCAUGGUAUAUAUUUCAUUUCCGCA
Messenger RNA from Aphanomyces astaci, 5979 nucleotides. RefSeq lists its product as hypothetical. The record is from RefSeq and is a predicted model, not a curated record. Bases 1 to 5910 code for a protein of 1969 amino acids. NCBI's taxonomy places the organism in Eukaryota, Oomycota, Saprolegniomycetes, Saprolegniales, Verrucalvaceae. The transcript has a single exon.